Molecule: messenger RNA, 2795 nt
Organism: Sorghum bicolor (sorghum)
Lineage: Eukaryota; Viridiplantae; Streptophyta; Magnoliopsida; Poales; Poaceae
Product: serine/threonine-protein kinase STY46
Exons: 15
Coding region: 217-1833 (538 amino acids)
Biological process (GO): protein phosphorylation
Molecular function (GO): protein kinase activity; ATP binding
Source: RefSeq, a predicted model, not a curated record
GUCCUUCUCCCCCUCCCAGUGCCCCCGCUGCCCGCACGAUCCUUAAAGCUCCAUUGCUCCCCUCGCCCCGCAUCUCCUUCCAUUUCGAGCACACACACACACACACACACACACACACACACACACUUCCUUGGUUCUACAGAGCGCGCGCCGCGGCGGGAGAAGCCCUAGCCCCCCCGGAGGAGGACGGUGCGCGCCUGCGCGGUGGCCCCAGCGAUGGCGGCGGCGGCUGCGGCGGGGGAUGGCGGUGGUGGUGGGCCUGAGGAGGGCGUCGGCGAGAGCUCGUCCCCGCCUCGCGACCCCGCGCCCGCGCCCUCGCCCUCGCCUGCUGCCUCUGGUGGGAGCGGUGGCGGCGGCCGCGGCGGGGGCCUCCGCGACAUCUGCCGCGAGGUGUUCGAGCGACUCGUCAGCGAUGGCCACGCGGCGGGCUCCGAGCUCCUCGCCCAGCUUGAGGCCCACUUCAAUCGGCUCCCCAUCAGCUACAAGCUGGAUGUGAAUAUUGACAAAGCAGAGGACGUGUUAUUCCAUCAGAAAGUUUUGGCGGAAGCGAAGGAUCCUGAUAGGCGUCCAGCGUUUGCUGUCCGUUUCCUCAGGCUUGAAGAGGUAAAUGUGGACGAGACAACUAACUCUGAUGCACAUGAAGAAGGGGCUGAUAAUGAUGAAGCUCUUUCUACCAGGUCAAAGACAUACACACACAUUCAUGAGAUACUAUUCUCCACUAAGGACAAACCCAAGCUCCUGAGUCAGUUGUCUGCUUUGCUUUCUGACAUCGGACUGAACAUCAGGGAGGCACAUGUGUUCUCAACAACAGAUGGUUAUUCUCUUGAUGUUUUUGUUGUUGACGGUUGGCCCAUCGAGGAAACUGAUGGUUUGCAUAAGGCACUAGAAGCAUCAAUUUUGAGGAAUGAGGGUUCAUGGUCUGGCUCUGAAUCCUCAGCUUCCGAAAGAUCGCUGCCAUUCCUAGCACAGGAUUGUGAAACAGAUAUUGACACAAGACUUCUUAAGAUUGUAAAGAAGGUUGCUUCUGGAUCUUGUGGGGACAUGUUUCUUGGGACCUACAGUGGUGAGGAGGUUGCUGUUAAAGUUCUUAAUCCUGAGAAUUUGAACCAAAAUGCAUGGAGUGAAUUUAAGCAAGAAAUCUACAUGUUAAGGGAAGUUGAUCAUCCGAAUAUUGUCCGAUUCAUUGGUUCAUGCACAAAGCCACCUCAGUUUUACAUAAUUACAGAGUGCAUGUCUAGAGGAAGUCUGUUUGAUUUCUUGCACAAUGAGCAUAAUGUGUUGGACCUCCCAAUACUUCUGAAGUUCGCACUAGAUGUAUGCCGUGGGAUGUCCUACUUGCAUCAGAAAGGCAUUAUACACAGAGAUUUAAAGUCUGCCAACCUUUUAUUGGAUAAAGAUCAUGUUGUUAAAGUAGCAGAUUUUGGUCUAGCUCGUUUUCAGGAUGGAGGGGGUGCUAUGACUGCUGAAACUGGGACCUAUAGAUGGAUGGCACCUGAGGUUAUAAAUCAUCAGCCCUAUGACAACAAAGCAGAUGUCUACAGUUUUGCUCUUGUACUUUGGGAGCUCAUGACAUCCAAGAUUCCAUAUAAUACCAUGAGCCCCCUCCAAGCAGCUGUUGGUGUGAGGCAGGGAUUACGGCCACAAGUUCCAGAAAAUGCGCAUCCCAGGCUCAUAAGCUUGAUGCAGAGAUGUUGGGAAGCUAUUCCGACUGACCGCCCUUCAUUUGCGGAGAUCAUUCCUGAACUAGAGGAUAUUCGAGCACAAGCGCAGCCUGUUACAGAGAACAUCAGGGGAGACGAGCCAGAAACAGAAGGACGACGGCCCAGGCAGUAGUAAAGAUUGAUUGACCCUGUGCACAUACAUGUUGACAAGUUCUCUCGUCUGAUCACUAACAGCUGAGAAAGUAGCAUAUCAUCAGUUUUGAUGCCAGAGAAAAGAAUUUUUAAUCAAGUUUUGUCUGCAACUCUUGGGGCCAACGGCCAAGCUCUUGGUAUUAUCCUUGCUUCACACUCUCAGGUCCCAUUUUUCUUGCAUAGGAGGAGGAAUAUCUUUGAGUUGCGGCUUGAUAUAUGUGAAUAUUCCAAUGAGAAAUUUACUGCUGCUCGCCACGCAAAAUAGCACGUUUGUCGGGGCUUGUGGGUUUGUUGAGUUUGCAUAUUGAGGUUUUCAUGAUUAUGUCAGGUGUUACGGAUGCCUGUAGGUGACUGGUUCUGGGAGCGAGGUGCCUCCAUGCUAAGGUUCUCCUGACUUCCGGCAACCACGCCCACGAUGAUUGGUUCAUAUCAGUUGCAUAUUUCCUGCAAGAACAGGAGCGGUGCUAUGCGCAUCGGUGUUUACAGCAGCUAAAGAAUUUUGUAACUCCUCUCGAGUCUCGAUUGGAGUUGCCUUGAUCUCGAUGUGCAGAUAAGCCUCAGGAUGUCUAAACCUGACGACGAUGAGUUCGUACAUAUGAUGUUCUCGGUCUUCAUUUUUCUCAAUCAAAAAAGAAAAUGGGAUGAAUAGGACUACAGGAGAUACUGAUUGUACCGAGGGCAAAUUUGUUAUUAGAGCAUCUGCCUCCUAGUGUCCGUCAGUCGCACACCUGUACUUACUGAUAAGGACAAAAUGGAAUCCUAGUCGUGCUGGCUGUUUUGGAUUGGAUAGGACACCACGAGCUGUUAAGCUUUGCAUCAGCAGCAGCAGCAUCUUCCUGAAUAGUGCUCACGGCAUAAGGAGGGGGGCCAGCAUGGGAGAACAGAACACACACUGUUCCAGCAUUGUUAACAACAAUCACUUUGGACCAAUUAGUUCUGCAA